Messenger RNA from Prionailurus viverrinus (fishing cat), 6877 nucleotides. It is a transcript of the gene FAM20B, whose product is annotated as FAM20B glycosaminoglycan xylosylkinase. The transcript has 8 exons. The record is from RefSeq and is a predicted model, not a curated record. Bases 2005 to 3234 code for a protein of 409 amino acids. Gene Ontology annotation, cellular component: Golgi apparatus. Lineage: Eukaryota; Metazoa; Chordata; Mammalia; Carnivora; Felidae. Gene Ontology annotation, biological process: protein phosphorylation. Gene Ontology annotation, molecular function: phosphotransferase activity, alcohol group as acceptor.
AUCGCGACCUGGCUGAAGUCGGACGCUUAACCGACUGCGCCACCCAGGCGCCCCGAGGAGAGACUUUUUUGUAGAAGUUCCACUAUGAUCUCUACAUUGUCGAUUUCUUAAAUAUCUUUGGCUUACCCUGUGCGCUGAAGGAACGGCAACUUUCCAGCUAAAGAAAACCUUUUUCUGAACUGUCCAUGUUUCUUCAGAAAAAGAAACAAUACCCUGAAACUACCAGCUAAACCGAGCAGAGUGUCGUGUCGUUAGAGAAGUAGAUUGCCCAAAGAUGGUAAGCAGAUAGAUAAAGGAGAGCCAGCAUUAAGUGCCGCACACUCAUGUGAUUCUGAACGUCAAAGGAGAUUAACGCCACAGUCCCAAGAUCUUUGUAGUGGUUUGUUCAGCGUAGGUGAAUAAAGCAUCCACCUUACUGUGCGAGGUACCGUAGGGAUCGCAAAGACAGGUAAGAUCACCAAGGAGCCAAGUUUCGGAGAGGGCAGUUGAGAACUACGUAGCAGAAGAUACUGGAUGAGGCAGAGUGUGGUGAAGGCGUGCUCUAAUGGACAAAGGUUUCUGUAGGGUGUGAAGAGGGGCCGGAAAUGGCCUCGGAGAUGGCCCUUGAAAGAUAGAUUAGGCUUUAAACAGGAGAAAAUGGGGACAAAGGGUAAGAGCAAGAGGUCUUUUGAGGGAGUCCCCGUGUGAGGAAUGACAGGGCGGAGGUCAGCCCCACACGUGGCAGGGAGGGCAGAGCCUGGUCAUGGUCCGUCUGAGUUGAAACUGAGGAACGGUGCUGCCUGGCAGAGCAGACCGCGGAAGCCCGUGCAGAGGGCGGCUCUGAUGCCUGGCUAAGGAACGUGGGGAAAUCAGAAGCGGUGUGUGAUGAGGCGGGCGACUGUGGCGCAUCAUCUGGUCUGCGCUGGAGAACCUGGAGGCCUGGAACGCAGUUCUUUCCGUGAUUCAGCAGAAGGGGAUGAGCACUGGGUUACGUUGGUGGCUGUGGGAACGAAGGGCACCUGUCUUUCCUGCUCUGCCAGGAUGUGGCUGGCGAUUGAUCACAAACACGGAAACUUGUUUGGCCUCUUGCACCCCGUGCUCACUCCCGAUCUGCAGAGGUAAAUGGUGAAAUAACUUAGCAGUUGAACUCUUCCUUCGUUCACUUCACGUAAACCCCUCUCGUAGUUGAGUGGGUGAAUUGUUUGCGGCCCCGAAUUGCUGAACGGGUGCUUCUGAGGCCUAUUCAGAAGGUAACGAGAUUUCCCAUUUUAAAAGCGCACAAAGACUGUGGAACGGGACCGUUUGGUCUGAAUUUUGGAGCUGCUGGAACUUCCUGUUGCUUUAGUGAUCAAAAACAAACACACCUCAAUAUCCGUGGCCUUUAUGCCGAAUGUUUAGAUAUGAUAGGUUUAUACAGCACGAGGGAGGAACUUAGCCCAAAUGAAAUGAGCAGCGGCCCUGGAAGUUUGGGGGUUAACCAGAGUCAGUCCUGGCGGACAGCCGCCCCACUUGCCCCUCUGCGCCUGCCCCUCGUGCCAGUGGUGCCAGGCCCGUGGGUGGUUGCGGCUGGAGGUACUGAGGAAGCGGACGCUGACACAGCCAGAUUUCCACGUUCCCUUUUGUCACUGCAGCCGAGACGGGUGCCGUUGAACAGAUCACUGGAGGAGCGGAGGAUCACGGAAGGAGUUGUGUGGUGCGUGGGUCGUGCUGGAACCAGCGGUCUCUGGAUUCUGCUCUCAGGCUAGCGCUCGCUCUUCACCGUAAUCACAGAGAACCAUCUUACUGAGUUUCACACCAAACUCCGUACCAUCACAGUUACAUUUUGGAUGCACUUGAAUUGCCUUUGCCUCAGCUGACAGUGUUACGUGCUCCCUGGGAGAAGGAUGCUGAAACAAAACAGGAAUUGUGGGAGGCGCUCCUGUGAAGAAAUGGACCAGUGUGCGUAAUCAUGGAAUCUCCUUGCUAACCUGCUCUCCUUGAGAAGUGAGAGAGAGAGUGGGUCGGGGAGAAGGAAAAGAGGUCAACAUGAAGCUAAAGCAGCGAGUCGUGCUGUUAGCAAUUCUUCUUGUCAUCUUUAUCUUCACCAAAGUUUUCCUGAUUGACAACUUAGACACAUCAGCGGCAAACCGAGAGGACCAGAGGGCUUUUCACAGAAUGAUGGCUGGCUUGCGGGUAGAGCUGGUGCCCAAGCUGGACCACACCUUGCAGUCUCCCUGGGAGAUUGCAGCCCAGUGGGUGGUUCCACGGGAAGUGUACCCAGAAGAGACCCCAGAGCUGGGGGCGAUCAUGCAUGCCAUGGCCACCAAGAAGAUCAUUAAAGCUGAUGUGGGGUAUAAAGGGACACAACUGAAAGCCUUACUGAUACUUGAAGGAGGACAGAAAGUCGUCUUCAAACCUAAGCGGUAUAACCGAGACUAUGUGGUAGAAGGGGAGCCGUAUGCUGGCUAUGAUAGACACAAUGCAGAGGUAGCAGCCUUUCAUUUGGACAGGAUCCUGGGUUUCCGCCGAGCGCCCUUAGUGGUUGGCAGAUUUGUUAAUCUGCGGACAGAGAUCAAGCCUGUUGCCACGGAGCAGCUGUUGAGCACCUUCCUAACCGUAGGAAAUAAUACUUGUUUCUACGGGAAGUGUUACUACUGCCGAGAAACGGAGCCAGCUUGUGCCGAUGGAGACACAAUGGAGGGGUCUGUCACGCUGUGGCUUCCGGAUGUGUGGCCUCUGCAGAAACACCGACACCCGUGGGGCAGGACUUACCGAGAGGGCAAACUGGCCAGGUGGGAGUACGACGAGAGCUACUGCGACGCCGUGAAGAAAACGUCCCCUUACGACUCCGGCCCGCGCCUCCUGGACAUCAUCGACACCGCAGUCUUCGAUUACCUGAUCGGCAACGCUGACCGCCAUCACUAUGAGAGUUUUCAAGACGACGAAGGCGCUAGCAUGCUCAUCCUUCUCGAUAAUGCCAAAAGCUUUGGGAACCCAUCACUGGAUGAGAGAAGCAUUCUUGCCCCCCUCUAUCAGUGUUGCAUCAUUCGGGUUUCUACCUGGAACAGACUGAACUACCUAAAGAAUGGUGUGCUGAAGUCUGCCUUAAAAUCCGCCAUGGCCCAUGACCCCAUCUCCCCCGUGCUGUCUGAGCCUCACCUGGACGCCGUGGACCAGCGGCUCCUGAGCGUCCUGGCCACCGUGAAGCAGUGCACUGACCAGUUUGGGGCGGACGCUGUGCUGGUGGAAGACAGGAUGCCUCUUUCCCACUUGUAAUUCGCCACACAAAAUAAGUGAAACUACUUUUUACAAAGCUAGAGAAACAGCACAAUCACUUCCAAAUGGUAUGCGAUGGAUUGGAAACGGCCGGCGGCAAGCUCUGGGUGACAGGGGACGGGGUGGCCUUGGAUUCCUUUGGUGAUUUCUGUAGGAGAAACUAAAGCAGAGACGACAGGUUGCAGACCCCAGGAGCCUUCCUGCCAGACCACCCGACCCCCUCGGCAUCUGCGCACCCCCGCGGUGGGCCUCCUGCUUGGUCCGUCCUAACUCACGUGCCAAAGGGUGGAUCGAGGUGUGGCGCCUGGAUGGGUUAAUGCUGGGGUUGGUUCUGGAGCGUGUAGUUCGAGUUCAUCUUCUAAUCCUUUCUCCACACCUGUGGAUUUUCUGAGAACACUUUGUAAUCUCUUGAGUCCUUUUGUAACCAGGACUAGUCCAGUUGGGAGUUUUCCUGCCUCCUGAGGAGUAGCAGCCAGUAAGACCUGGCGUUCUGUUGAGCCCAAAUAGCAUGCUCUCCUGGGAGGGAUAUGUUUUUAGGCUAGAAUUAGUGGGAAAGACAAAGGCAGGAAAGACGCUCGGGCUCCUUCCUAAGUGAUUGGGUGGUAGUGUUCUUCGGGAUAGUUCAGAGGAGGGAAGAAGGGGCAGAACCAGAAUCGGAGAAGCCCCCCUGGCAGGUGCGUAAACGCAGACGUGACUCGAACCUCAGCGAGACCCGCAUUCCCACGGUGGUGUCCCAGUUAACCCGGAAGUUGUCCAAGUGUGAUUCUCUCACGGAGACUUUCUUUUUCCCUUUUGCCCCAAGCAGGCACAUCUUUUCUAAAUUAACAAAGCGAAUUGAGGUGAUACCUUGAAUAAGAGUGAAGUUGCCUGUGAUCUCUGCCAUCCUGAUUUCUUUUCGGAAAUGAAUUUCCACCUCAGCCUUUAAGGCAUUUGGUCACCGAAGCCUCUGUUCCCGAGAGAAUGGCAGUGCUGUUUGUGCCUUUCUCAUGAGAACGACCAGCUUGCUCCCGGAGCGGACGGUGCUCGUCCUGCUGGCGGCUGGACCUGUCCUGUGACUUGGGCCUUGCAGAAGAUUGGGAACAAAAAUUUUAAGCAUUCUGAGCCUUAAAAUUCAGGAGGUCACCAGGAAGGGCCUUAAGAUUUUGAUUUAUAUCAAGCCCUAACGUCCUCAUUUCAUUUCAUCGGGCGUUCUGAACCGGUGGUGUGGGAUCGUUUUCCCGUGUCCUCUCACUGCCCACGACCCGGGCUCAGUGCGGUCUGUGUUCCUGCAGAGCGACUCGGACCCGUAAGCAGUUGCAGUAAAGCACAGGGCCCCAGGGGGACAGGCUCGGUGCGCCCGCCCACCGGGGACCCAUGUCUCCUGCCUCUUGUCCGGGUGCCGGUCCAGCGUCUCACUUCUGUCAAGCAGAGACUAGUACUUAAAGCGUGUGGGCGAGCCGAUUUAAUGCCAGCCAUCGGAGACCGGUGUCAGGCAGCCACCCUUUCGAAAACAGCCUAGAAUGUAUGCCCUGAUUUUCUCGCAUUGAAAGGCCGCUAAGUAACCUGUCACCACUUAACAAUAGCAUGAGGUCAGGAUGCUUUUGUGCUUUGUAUGUACGUUUCGAGACAUACACAAGAAUGGGUUGGGCUCCUUGAAAAAGGAAUUUAAGAAGACAGGUAUUCGCACAAAACACUGAAGUCGGGUCAACAAAAGGAGGCCUUAGAUUCCGAUUUUUAAGGCCAUUUACACUGUGUAUCAAGUGAAAUUCACAGUUGAGCCUGAGAACACCUUGGGUAGUGCUGACCCAGAGUAUCAGGGAGCUGGCCGGAGGCAGAUGGCGGGAGGAGGCCGGCGCCGCCCGCGUGGGUGAAUGUUAGUCGGACUAAAUGACGGAUCGGUGCUCCUGCAGACAGACACGUGGCACCGGGAGUGUGUCCCAGUGGGAUGGGCGAGAAUUGGUCUCGAACUGGGAACUUCAUUCAUAAUGUUGAGGGUAGAAGAUACUGCUAAGGAAAAAAGCAGGAGGGAAAGCUGCUUUGAAAAUGUCACAUCCUUUUUUUCAAAACAUUGCAGAAAUGUUUAAUUUCAUUCUCUUUUCUACUGUUUUAAACUUCAUGAUCUUAAGAGGUGUUCAGAUCUAUCGUGGUUGAAGUCAUAUGCUAAUAGGGUGGUCGUGACAAGACUCUUAGAACAGAUUCAUGUUCUAAUCAGGAUUGGAUUAAGCUAGGAAAGCAUGUUUAGGCACAUCUUGGAAAAACCAAGCAUAGGCUUGUAGCCCUAAAAUUCAGAAAAACUAAAUUCUCUUUGAAAAUGGAGGUAGAUAUCUUUUUAAGUUCUGUGACCCUGUCCUCUUUGUGGUUUAUUUAGCGCUAUUAUACUCCGACAAGUUGCUGGAAGUGUUCUCGGACAGCCCGAGGUUGAGCGUGCCUGGGGGAACGUGUAAAGGUAGACAUGGGUACGUUUUAAUACUGUCAGACGAGGAGAAUCAGGACUGCCUGCCAUUUCCUUACCUCCUCCCACUUCCUAAAUACGUUUCUUCCAGAGUUUGGGAAAAUAUGGGUAUGGAAGUUACAUUCUAAAUUAUUCUCUAAUAUGAGGUUAUGUUGUGGGUUCGGAUGUAAAUAAUUGUGCAAAACAAAUUAAUAGGACCUGAUUUGCUCAGUUUUGUUCAAUAAUAUAUUAAUGAUGCAUUUCUCCCUGUUGCACUGAGGACUGAUGUGUCAAAUGAAAUUUAAGGAGGAAAUGGAAGAAUCCAGGUACAUCCAUUGCAUAUUAUUUUAGAAAAGAUGAAUCCUGUGUACGUGGCAAUUUUCCAGUGUCACCUGAACAACGAAUUCUCCCAAGGAAAUUCAUCUUUUCUUUUUCUUAAAAGAAAGGAAAAAAAAAAAAAAAGACUUCCGGCUUUCCCUUCCCAUCCACCAUAUCCUUCAGCUUCCAUUCUCAAUGGUCCCUGUAUUCUUGUUUGACCAGUGACAGGAAAACAGCAUCUGUCAGGGAGCUGUCUGGUAAGAGUUACCUUAUGAGCUGGAGCUUCAGGAAACAUGAGUAAAGGCGUACGUAUGUAUAUAAUCAUAGAUGUAUUGUAGCAAGAAAAAAAUGUAUUUAUUUUGACACAGGGAAGCACUGACUUAUGUUGCUGAAGAACUUGAAGCUAGUGAAAGGUUCUCUUCUCAGUCUCUGAGAGUGGACCCCAAGUGACAAAGACCAUUCACUGAGCAGGCGCCCGCUGAGCCGCUCCGCUGAGCCAGCCGUGGCUAGGCACACGAGUGAGCCACACAGACCUGACUUCGUGAAACCUAUUGUCCGGGGAAGGCCAGGUUUUCUCCCUUCGAUUCCUCAAGUCUGGGUUGCAAAGGCAGGGGCCGGGGACUCUACUGCCACAGGUUUCUAAGGAACCAAGGUGUUACAAGUACACAAUGAUUGCGGUGGGGGGGCGGGGAACUGGGAAUAACUUACUGGGAAGCUAAUUUAUUUGCUUAAGAGGAGGUGUGGGAACCAGUACCCUCCGUUUUGAUCUGCCAAGGAUUUCCUCUCAGAGCUGGUGCACAAAUAGAGGUGGGGCUUGGGAAGACACCAAACAAGACAGAUAUGCACCUAAAUUUCUAAUGUGUUCUAUGGGUUUCAAUUCUGAAGAAAAAAUAAAUAAAGAUUUUAUUAAGUAUU